AUGAGACAACCAGCAGAGGACAUAUCACUUACGUUCGGACAGCACAAACGAACGAGAGAGCAGGGGGGACAAGCACAGGGUCGGCAGCAGCGCGAUAGACUGUUUGGUGGUGAGGAAGAAGAAACAAACGACGGCCCGACCCACAAACGAUAUAUCAACAACACGCGUGGGUGGGUCCACACACCACACGCGCUGGUCCCCGUAACAACGGCGCCUGAGCUUAUUUACACCUCCUACAAGAACCUGCGCGAAGAACACCGGCGCAGCUUCUAA
Molecule: messenger RNA, 273 nt
Organism: Talaromyces rugulosus
Lineage: Eukaryota; Fungi; Ascomycota; Eurotiomycetes; Eurotiales; Trichocomaceae
Exons: 1
Coding region: 1-273 (90 amino acids)
Source: RefSeq, a predicted model, not a curated record